This is a messenger RNA of Microbotryum saponariae, 1033 nucleotides long. The record is from the annotation of a GenBank genome assembly. Lineage: Eukaryota; Fungi; Basidiomycota; Microbotryomycetes; Microbotryales; Microbotryaceae.
AUGACGAGUCAGAGUCCUCCCUCUGCCGCUACUCCCAGGCUACUCGAUCCUGAUCUCCAACUGAGAUUAGUCAUGCUCUACUUCGAUAGGCCCGAACACGGCUCCGUUCGAUCCGACGACCCGGGCAGCGUCGCACGACACGACCCUUCACGGGUUGCAGACGAGUGGCGUCGCUACGAGUCUGCCCGUCGCCCGCACCAGUCAAAGCAGCGACAUUCCCUCCAGUAGGGUCAACACCACUCCCAAAAGAACUUCCUCGGUGACAUUCACCGCGCCACUACUUGACGAACCAGCUCAGGUCCUCAAACGUGGGCCACGGACCGUCGAAACAGAUUCGAACGACGGUGCAUCCCACUUUGGGAGCGCAGGCGCGGACGUUCGUCUGAAUGCGCUCACCGAGAAGGCAACACACGACGUCAGGACUCUGCAGACGGUCAUUCGUAAGCGAUCACACAGCGAUAAAUAUACACAACGUGGCUUACCCAACAUCGGAAGCCAAUCCUAUUAGACGACCACAAGCAUCAUCACGAGACCGAGUACGUGACAAGGCUGCGGGAUCUGCACAUUCAUCACCACCACAUUCAACACCAUGUGCAACCACUCGUUGACGACUCGAGUUCGAAGGAGCAACACUUCUACCAAAGCAUGCCUGUCCAAGAAAAAAUUGGUACGUCUCUCUGAUUUGGUGAACCAAAUCGUACUCGUGAAACUAAAGGAACAAUAUGAAUCGCAACAGAGCAAAGAACCAACUCGCCAAAUGAUCUCGAAUUGUGGGCACUGUUGAACAAGCAGCGCCAUACCGAAACCCAAACUUGCCACGAGCGCAUCGUUAUACAGAACGGCGAACAGGUCCUCGAGACGGUGCAUUGCCAUGUGAGCGUUUCUUCUAAAACCGCGGUCCAAUUGUGUAUCUUCGGAGCGCCUGAUCCCACACGCAAUCAUUUUCCAAAAGGUCCACAACAUUAUUCAGCCCGUGAUUUAUCGGGAUAGGCCCGUCCCUUCAGUGUGUACGAGCCCAAACGUUGUUCGUUGA